CUUCCGUCGGCCAUUUUAGGUGGUCCGCGGCGGCGCCAUUAAAGCAAGGAGGAGGCAAGAGCGGCCGCCGCUGCUGCUUAUUCUUUUUUAGUGUAGCUGGACAGAGCGGGAGUGUGUGCCGCGCGAGAGUGGGAGGCAAGGGGGGCAGGCCAAGGAGAGGCGCAGGAGCCUUUGCAGCCACGCGCGCGACUUCCCUGUCUUGUGUGUUUCGCGAGGUAGAGCGAGCGCGCGGCAGCGGCGGGGAUUACUUUGCUGCUAGUUUCGGUUCGCGGCAGCGGCGGGUGUAGUCUCGGCGGCGGCGGAGGUAGUAGCACUAUGUCGGAGGAGCAGUUCGGCGGGGACGGGGCGGCGGCGGCAGCAACGGCGGCGGUAGGCGGCUCGGCAGGCGAGCAGGAGGGAGCCAUGGUGGCAGCAGCGCAGGGGGCAGCAGCGGCGGCGGGAAGCGGGACCGGGGGCGGAACCGCAGCCGGAGGCACCGAAGGGGGCAGCGCGGAGUCAGAGGGGGCGAAGAUCGACGCCAGUAAGAAUGAGGAGGAUGAAGGGAAAAUGUUUAUAGGAGGCCUUAGCUGGGACACUACAAAGAAAGAUCUGAAGGACUACUUCUCCAAAUUUGGUGAAGUUGUAGACUGCACUCUGAAGUUAGAUCCUAUCACAGGGCGAUCAAGGGGUUUUGGCUUUGUGCUAUUUAAAGAGUCGGAGAGUGUAGAUAAGGUCAUGGAUCAGAAAGAACAUAAAUUGAAUGGGAAAGUGAUUGACCCUAAAAGGGCCAAAGCCAUGAAAACAAAAGAGCCUGUUAAAAAAAUUUUUGUUGGUGGCCUUUCUCCAGAUACACCUGAAGAGAAAAUAAGGGAGUACUUUGGUGGUUUUGGUGAGGUGGAAUCCAUAGAGCUCCCCAUGGACAACAAGACCAAUAAGAGGCGUGGAUUCUGUUUUAUUACCUUUAAGGAAGAGGAACCAGUGAAGAAAAUAAUGGAAAAGAAAUAUCACAAUGUUGGUCUUAGUAAAUGUGAAAUAAAAGUAGCCAUGUCGAAGGAACAGUAUCAGCAACAGCAACAGUGGGGAUCUAGAGGAGGAUUUGCAGGAAGAGCUCGUGGAAGAGGUGGUGGCCCCAGUCAAAACUGGAACCAGGGAUAUAGUAACUAUUGGAAUCAAGGCUAUGGCAACUAUGGAUAUAACAGCCAAGGUUACGGUGGUUAUGGAGGAUAUGACUACACUGGUUACAACAACUACUAUGGAUAUGGUGAUUAUAGCAACCAGCAGAGUGGUUAUGGCAAAGUAUCCAGGCGAGGUGGUCAUCAAAAUAGCUACAAACCGUACUAAAUUAUUCCAUUUGCAACUUAUCCCCAACAGGUGGUGAAGCAGUAUUUUCCAAUUUGAAGAUUCAUUUGAGGGUGGCUCCAGCCACCUGCUAAUAGCAGUUCAAAUUAAAUUUUUUGUAUCAAGUCCCCGAAUGGAAGUAUGACGUUGGGUCCCUCUGAAGUUUAAUUCUGAGUUCUCAUUAAAAGAAAUUUGCUUUCAUUGUUUUAUUUCUUAAUUGCUAUGCUUCAGAAUCAAUUUGUGUUUUAUGCCCCCUCCCCCAGUAUUGUAGAGCAAGUCUUGUGUUAAAAGCCCAGUGUGACAGUGUCAUGAUGUAGUAGUGUCUUACUGGUUUUUUAAUAAAUCCUUUUGUAUAAAAAUGUAUUGGCUCUUUUAUCAUCAGAAUAGGAAAAAUUGAAUAUUAAAAAAGUUUUUCAUGGAUUCAAGUUAGACGCGUAAGUUUGGAAAAUGAUAACGCUUGUCAAAAUUGAGCACACGGUUGAACUUAAAGUGAAAUUUUAAAUAUUCUUUGCAAGAUUGAAUUUUUGCCACAUGUGACCUCCCAGUCCACAUUUGAAAUGACUUAAUAUAGUCAGUUUGUCAGAUGUUCUAAUAACACUUCCCCUUUAUGUAGCCAUUAAGUUUAUAUGAAUACUUUUCCUAAUUCCUAAUUUUCAUUUAAUAUGUAUUGUGCUUUUAGAAGAAAUCUGGAUAAAACCCCUUUGUACAGAUAAUUAAUUUUU
Messenger RNA from Orycteropus afer afer, 2039 nucleotides. The record is from RefSeq and is a predicted model, not a curated record. NCBI's taxonomy places the organism in Eukaryota, Metazoa, Chordata, Mammalia, Tubulidentata, Orycteropodidae.